AUGUGGGGAACCGACAAGGCGGGAGCCAGCAUUCUCAAGAACCCGAACGACCUCGAUACGAAACGAUUCGACGUGCCCGUACAAAUUGAUGACGUCGCGUCUCGCUUUGUCGACAACAACAACAAUCACAACAACCACAUUACGAUCGAUCACGUCGUGUGCGGUCCCACGGACACGGCUUGGAUUCUCACGGACGGGCGUGUGUGGGUGCAUGGCGAGAACCAGUCGGGACAUCUCGGUGUGGGACACCGCAACGUGGUGCCCCAACCCGUCCCGCUGGUCUGGCCCGAUCCGGACACCGCCCCACGGAUCGCGUCCGUCGCACUCGGCGCCUCUGCCGCGGCCUGGAUCGACACGGACGGUGACUUGUACACCACCGGGUACGGCGGGUCGGCCUUUGCCGGUCGCGGAGCGCUCGGACACGGACCGGAUCACGAUGGACGGUACGUCCUACAACCCACCCUGGUCACCUCACUCGUCGAAGACGGAGUGUAUGCCCGACAAGCACAAGUGGGCGAAGCCCACUUGACCGUACUCACCACCGAAGGCGAAGUCCUUACCGCCGGCGCCGGCAGUUACGGACGGCUCGGGAAUUUCGAAACCAUCGAUCAACUCUUUCUGGAACCGGUCGAAAUACUCACCUCGGGAGUCACGCAAAUCGCCGGAGGCAAGUCCUUUACACUCGCCCUGCACGAGGACGGAGUCCUCUACGGCUGGGGCCGCAACCACAAGGGACAACUCGGGACCGGCCUGGGCCUCGCCGUGGACAUGUACGCCAUGCAGGCCGUGCCGGAACCCAUCGAAGGGGACGAACUCCGCCACCGCGUCGUCACGCAAGUCGCCGCCGGACACUCCCACGCCACCUGUCUCACCGAAAGUGGCGAAGUCUUUUACUGGGGAGAUUCGGUCUACCUUGAACCCACCCGCGUCGACGCACUCCUCGGCGUACGGAUCGUCGAACUCGCCUGUGGAGAACACUACACGCUCUGUCGCGACGAACACGGGAAACUGUACAGUUUCGGCAAGGGCAAAACCGGAGUCUUGGGACAAGGGGGUGCCGUCAAACAAGCGAAUCAAGCCGCCCACCUGGAAGCCUUGGACGGUGUCUCCGUCACGGCAAUCUCCGCCGGGUGGAAACACGCGGCCUGUUUGGCCACCAACAGUACCCCCACCACAAUACAGUGA
Messenger RNA from Phaeodactylum tricornutum CCAP 1055/1, 1185 nucleotides. RefSeq lists its product with no specific name. The record is from RefSeq and is a predicted model, not a curated record. NCBI's taxonomy places the organism in Eukaryota, Bacillariophyta, Bacillariophyceae, Surirellales, Neidiaceae. The coding region runs from base 1 to 1185 and encodes 394 amino acids. The transcript has a single exon.